CGUUCCCGCCGCCAUCGCCAUGGCCGCGCCGGGCGCCGCGCGGCGCCUCUACCGCCGCCUCCUGCAGCUGCACCGGGCGCUGCCGCCCGCCCUGCGCGACCUGGGAGACCGCUACGUCAAGGAGGAGUUCCGGAGGCACAGGGCGGCCGGGCCCGCCGAGGCCCAGCGCUUCCUGCGGGAAUGGGAGAACUAUGCAGCAUUGAUACAGCAACAAAUCAAUGAGGACAAACAAAACUUGAGAGAAAAGACUGUCUAUGGAAUCCAGCUCACAGAAGAAAAACUUAAUGACUUCCGUGAUGAACAGAUUGGGCAGCUGAAGGAACUGAUGGAUGAGGCAACCAAACCUAAUAAAAAAAUUACCAUUUCUAAAGACUCAAAAUACAAAAACUAAAAGAUUUUUAAAAUUGUUUUAAUGCAUAUGGAAGCAUUUUGAAACUUCCUCUUCCCAUUGGAGUUGAAUGGGGUUUCUGUGAAAUAGUGGGUGCUGCUGAUGCCAUAACUUGUCUGGCUAUUUGGCUUUUUGUGCAAGAAUAAAUGUAAAAUGAAGUAAUCACAACGCU
Empidonax traillii (willow flycatcher) is the source of this 560-nucleotide messenger RNA. It is a transcript of the gene SDHAF3, whose product is annotated as succinate dehydrogenase complex assembly factor 3. Bases 20 to 391 code for a protein of 123 amino acids. Gene Ontology annotation, cellular component: mitochondrion; mitochondrial intermembrane space. NCBI's taxonomy places the organism in Eukaryota, Metazoa, Chordata, Aves, Passeriformes, Tyrannidae. Gene Ontology annotation, biological process: mitochondrial respiratory chain complex II assembly; succinate metabolic process. The transcript is spliced from 2 exons. The record is from RefSeq and is a predicted model, not a curated record.